AUUUACAAUAAUUAAAUUUAUCCAAUUAUAAAGUUGGCAAUAAUUUACUACGAUAUACAUUAACAAGAUGGCGGACGUAGAAGUAGAGAGUGAUUUAUAUCUACGGUAGUUUAUAGUUAACGUAAAGAUAAAGAUUGAAAGGAAAUUAUAUUUGGAUGAAUGAAUUACGAACGAGUUAUGAAUCAGAGAUCGACGAACGGUAGGAUUAAAGAAGCGAGAAGAUAUCCCAGAAAGGACGAUUCGUUAGAAGAAUCGAGGCGCAGUUCGACUGAACGUUCUAGACCAAAUGAUAAGUUCCGAUCAAGGAGUCGAGAUGGACACAAUCAUCUCGUCUUCCGUUCCAGACAACAAGAGUUUAACAGGUAUUACAAAACACCGGAAAAUUCUCCCUGUCGUCUAUCGCAGAGCGAUUCUUUAAAGAAUGAUGGAACCAGCAGGAUCAAUGGAACCAGAGAUCACACCAGCAAAAGGACUGAUGUGCAUACAAGCAGUUAUACAAGAUAUUUUCGAGGAAGAAAUUCUCAAGACGGACAUCAAUCUCUUUCCGAUGAUUCUCGUAUGUUAAGGCUGCUACAAAGACUUGAAAGAGAUGAUGAUCGAGAACGUCAGCUUACAACAUUGAAACAGUUAAAGGAAUUCUUUUUACAAGUAGAUGAUAUAAAGGUUAUAUCAAUGAAUCUAUCCCAUAUCAUAUCUGUUGUAGAAGAUUUCAUGCAUCAAAGUGAUGAGAUAUCAAAAAGAAUGUUUUCAUUAUUAUUCAUUUAUUGGAUAGACGGACAUCAAUCUCUUUCCGAUGAUUCUCGUAUGUUAAGGCUGCUACAAAGACUUGAAAGAGAUGAUGAUCGAGAACGUCAGCUUACAACAUUGAAACAGUUAAAGGAAUUCUUUUUACAAGUAGAUGAUAUAAAGGUUAUAUCAAUGAAUCUAUCCCAUAUCAUAUCUGUUGUAGAAGAUUUCAUGCAUCAAAGAUUACAUUUAGAAGUUAAACAGGAAUUGUCUCCAUGUCUAGGAGUAAUGGCAGCAGUAUUAGGAACAGAAAAGUGUGAAGUACAGAAAUUGGUGCCAAGUUUGGGCACUAAGUUGAUUAUGACCAACAUUCAGUCAGCUUUAGAAAAUGCUGAUUUACCAGAACUAUUAACAGGGAUUGUUGAUGUUGUACUUCAGAUAUGUUCUAUAUAUCCAUCUGUUUUUAGUAAUAAUUUUAGGGAUACGGUUGACAUUAUUGUUGGAUGGCAUAUUGAUAAUUCACAGUCUCAUUCUUUUAUUAAAUACAUUUCAAAGGCAUUAAUUAGUUUUCAUCAGUUUUGGAUUGCUGAUAUGAAAUUUACAUUAAAUUUGCUUGGACAGUUUUUGGAGGACAUGGGAGCAUAUGCUGAGGAUUUAACCAAUGUUGACAGUGAUAAUCGAGAUGAAGAUGUACCUGUCUACCCACAGCUUCGCACAGUAUUUACAACAGUAAUGAAAAGUCUUGGGAAGUAUGCAAAUCCUUCAGAAAAUAGUGAAAAUACUUUUAUUACUUGGAAGUUUCUAACUAAUAGUUUGAAGAUACUAAUGAAAUGUGCUAUUAAAUCUACAGAAUAUUCAUUUUCUGAAAAUCUGCUUACAUCAGCUAACGAAUGUGUAUGUCUUCUAAUGGAUUGUGCACAGAAUCACUCAGCUGAUGCUCUAGAACAAUUAACAUCAUAUAUUUCUGUUCUUCAAAAGUAUUCAAUUGGCGUAAUGUCGGAAAUUUAUAUUCUUUCAUUUCUACAGUUGUUACUGAAUUUUGUGAAGGAACUAUAUAAUUGUCUUCCAAUUGAAAUAGUAACAAAUGUAUUUUCAUCUGAAUUUUUUCAAAGUCUCAGAUUCUCUCCAAAUUCAAAGAUUCAAAAUGCAUUUUUGAGUUUACAACAUGCUAUUCUUGGAUUGAAGAAUGUUCCAGUUCUUGAAGAAGCAUAUAAAUGCAUUUUAAGUGAUAUUAAAAUGGCUUGCUCAGUCAUUUUAACUGUAGAAUGUCAGUUAUCUAUAGAUGAUAAUGCUCUUAUGAAAAAUGUUAAGUAUUCAGCUAAAGAAGCAGAAUUAAUUCUUUUAUCUAGCCUUUGUUCAUUAGCUGAAAUUGGAAAUGCUAAACAUUCUAUAAUUGGUGUAAGUAUAUUAUUUAAAUUGCCUAUAAAGUUUAAUACUAAACUUUUAUUACACAAAAAGGUCCUCAUUGUCAUAAUUUUGGAUAAUGAUCCAAAUAAAAAUUAUACAGCUUUGACACAAAAGAGCAUUCAAAAAUGCAAUUUGGUGCUACCGGAAGCUUCAUGCAGAAAACAAGAGAAGACAUAUACUUUAAAAUACAUAUAUCUAAUUUUUAUAGCAUAUACCACUGAUCCAUUAUUAACUAAAGCAUGCUGUGGAGUUCUGCAAACAUUAGUAAAAGGUUCUGCAUCAUCAUUGCCCGAAAACAUAUUGAAAAGAUGCUAUGAAGUCUGUGUUCUUAAAUUAAGUGACAGUAAUGUAGAUGUGCAAGAAGAAUUUAGUAAUUUUUUUAUGUAUUUGCCAUUACAUAUAAUUACUAGUGGAUUCCCAUUUUCAGUUGGAAGACUUGGAUUAGGUUAGGCUGUAAAACUUGAUCAAACACAACUGGAUCAUAGUGAAAUAACAAUAUCUGAUAUUUGGUUAGUUCGUCGUGGUCAUAUGAAUCGAUCUCCACUUAGUACUUUUCAUUCUUAUAAUUUUAAGACUGUUAUGACUUACAUUCUUCAAGGAAUUGAACCAGAAGAUAAGAACUGGCUUUAUAGAUUGUUUUAUACAAGUCAACAUAUUGAUAAACAGUCUAAACUUAGUGGAAUGUUGAUGACUUUGAUGGUGAGCAACAAUUCUUUGUUGUGGUUUUGGACAACUUGGGAAGUAGCACAACUUUGUGUGUUAAAUAAAUUGAGAACACCUCUUGGAAAACCACAAGAAACAUUCACAACAAUUGAAGGUGCAAUUAAAAGUUAUGCAAAGCAAGCUGGGAAACAAGAAAAUCUUAAAAUUAGUCAAAAUUGUAAUGGAAAUGACUUGCUACGUGUACGAUUAUUAUUGGAUAUAAUGGAACAUUUGGAGAAACUGAUGUAUAAUGCAUAUGAAGGCUGUGCUCUGACAUUAUCAACGCCUCCAAAAACUGUGAGAACAUUUUUUCGUACAAAUAAAGCAACGUGUCUUGAAUGGUUAACACGUGUUCGAAUGGCAACAUUAGUAGUGGCAUUACAAUCUGGCCAAUUAGCUAUGGCAGUAAGACAAGGUUAUCAAUUGUUAGAAGAAAUGACAGAAGCAAAAAAUACUCAGGGACUGGAAUUUGAUCAGGUUUUAAUGUAUAUUGUUGAAGCAUUAAUUGGUCUCCGAUGUCCUGAAGCUAUAUUAGGAUUGUAUAACUGGUGUAAAGAAUGCCAUGGUAGAAAAUUUACUUGGAUAAAAGCUGCUGUUGAUCAAGCUGCUAGCAGAUUUGAGACUGCAGCAUUUGAAUACAUAUGCAUACUUUAUUCAUUAAGUCAUCCAGUUAUUCCAUUAAAUACUACUCAAGUGAAUUCAAGCUAUACUAAUCAGGAAAAUGAAAAUAAUUUAAUUGAUGAAAUAAACAAACAUAAAAAUAUGAUAUCAGAAAGUGAAAUUAUUUCUAAAGUUCUAAGACAAUUAGAAUUGAAAGAUAUGUCAGAAACGAAAUUGGAUACCAACACACAUCUACAGUCAUAUUUGAUGCAGCAUGUAAUAGAUUGUUAUCGGAAUAUUAGUAAUUGGUCAGAUGCCUUGAAGUGGACCGAAAUGGAAAGAAAGCUUAGGUGGAGUCACAAUGGAAUGAUUCUUCAUCAUAUAUUUUCUGAUAGUGAUCUUACAUUUUUAAAAUAUUUAGGAGUUUUUGACGAUAGCUUAAAAUCUCAAUUUGGAGGAAGCAUAAAAACAAACCUUGAUUUUUCUGGAAUCAACAAAGUAUGUGUAAAUUUGGAAAAUAUUGGAUGGGAAACAAAUCAUCAGUUACGUUCGGCAGAAAAGACUUUAUUGAAUGCCUCUGUAGAUUACGAAAUUGCAACAAAACCUGUAAAUGAUGAAUUACAACACAUAACUAAUGAAAUGAAGAAAGCUAGCAAGCAAAUUUUAAAUAUGAUGCAAAUUUCAGUUAUAGACUGGCCACCUUACAUUGACCCAAUUCAUGCCUCUCUAUACAUAGGUUGUUCAGCAUUAUCAUCAUCUGUUCAGAAAGGAAAAAAGAUUUCUCCUGCAAUAUUACAUGAUAAUUUAAUGAUGAAUCCACCAGAUUAUUGCACUUCUUUUCUGAGUCAUAUAUUAGCAUGGAAUAUUGUUAAUUUACAUGUUUGUGCUAAAGAACAAAACGUUCGACCUCAAGUUGGGAAUUUAACUGAACUUCAGUUGAUUGCUGCUCGUUUAGCUAGAAAGCAACAAAAUUAUAAAUUGGCUCAAAAACUCUUACUGAGAAAUAUUGCUUUAAUUCUUAAUCAGAACCAACAUAUUACCACUACAAAAAUAGGUACAACUUCAACAGAUAGUUUGUCAACUUCAUAUUUAUCAGAUACGGCAUAUUUACUGGAAAACCUCAAAUUAACAAUGCAAGUUGCACCUACAGAAAAACUAAUUAAACUUCAAGCAGAAGGAGCGAAACUAUUACAUAGUUGGGGUGAGACAAGAGGUGCAACAGAUAUAUUACUGAAUAGUGUUUAUAGUGUGACUCAAGCAUUAAAUAAUAUGUCUGAUGAUACAUUUUUAAAGGAAACAUCUUUAAGACAAUUAAAUUCAAGAUCUUUAUUAACAUUUGUGAAAUAUUUGCAAUUAGACAUAAAACUGGUUAAUGAUUUAUUACAAGAACACGACAGUAAGAAAAAUAUGGCAAAUCUUCAAAAUUUGCUUGAUAUGCCCUUUAACAGAAAUUGCUUCUCAAAUAGUAUAAUUGAUACAAAUGAAAAUAAGGAAUUACAUAAAGAGUUAAGAUUUGACAAUGUAAUGAAUGAUACAGAAAUUGUUUUGGGUGAACUGCUGCAACGUGCAGUUGGAUACUGUCCCAUAUUAGCCAAAGCUUGGGCUAAUUUGGCUUCUUGGUGUUACAGAUGGGGUCGUAAAGCUACAGACAUGACAAGUGAUGGCUGCAUUACUUUGACUGAUGAAGAAACACAGCAAGUUUUAUCAGCACUGUCAUGGGAUUUGAAGGAAGAAGAGAAAGAUUCAAUUCUUCAAGUCAUAAGCCAAAUUCAUGGAUCUUCAGAAAGUGAAUGGGAUGACCAUGGAAUGAAAAUUAAAAAUAUCUAUGAAAUUGGGGACAUAGCUGUUGCUGUUGCUGUGGCUGUUGGCACGUUUUGUCAUAGAGACACAAUCACUGUAAUUAAAUCUCGGAAGUUGGCUUUUAAUAUGGAUAAGUUUGUUAAACCAAAAGAGUAUGAAGCUCAGGAUAACGUUAAGGAAGAAGAAGCAGUUUUUAAGAAAAGUGUUAUGUUAUCAAGAACACCACCAGAUAAAUGUUUGAGAGCCUGCUUCACCGGAAGUGCUGUUAAAGCAAAGAGCCAGUAUGAUACAUUAAGAGUUCUUAGUUGGAACAUGAAUGGAUGGAAGCGAGAAUAUGAAAUAGAGUAUUGGAACAUUGUGAGAAAGUUCCAUAUAUGCUGGAUGGAUACCUGGUUAGGAGAACCAGAUUUAACAAAGCUACCAGCUGAUGGCGAUUUUAAUUGUGGAAUUGGAUUAUUGAAAGAAAUGGAUUGGAGAGAUGGUUUGUUUCCCUUGUUGGACUAUAGUGUCUGCUGGAGCUUGGAAGAUAAAUGCAUUAGCAAGUUCGGAAUAAAGUUAGUGGGAUUGUAUCAAACUAAGGGUUUGAUGAUUGUAAAUGGACAAGUUAAGGAUGAUGCACAGGAAAAAUACACUUUUAUUUUGCAUUUGGGCAAAAGUGUAAUUGAUUAUUUGUGUGUAAAUGGUCUGGCAGCUGAGAAUUUUAGUAUAGAUGAUUACGUUGAAUCUGAUCAUAUGAUGCUGCAUUUAGAAAUUUCUUCUAAAGAAUAUGAUAUUUUAGGAAUAUUUAGUUCCUGUUUUUCUGAAGAUCUUGAUGAAACAGGAGCAAUAUCUGAUCUUGAGCACCCGUCACCCGAUCUACCAAGCACUUCUUCACCAAUGAUAUCAGAUGAUGAAUCUGAAGAAGAACAGCAAAAAGCUGCCAUCAUGCAAAAUUGUUUUACUGCUCUUGUUGAAACCUUAGCUAGACAAGAUGCUCACACAAUUGCUGAAGUAAAAAAUCUUGUUCACGAACUGAGAAGAAUUACUCUACUUUGGGAUGAGUUAUGGGUUGGCACCCUGACAUUACAUCAUGCAGAAGUUAAUAGGCGUAUUCAGACAUUAGAAGAUGAAAUCAAGAAAGUUCAAGGCAAUUCUUCAUUAACUAGAUCAGAAAAAUAUAAUAUCAUUAGAGAGAAACAUACUGUUUUUAUGAAACCGACAAUGUUUGUACUAGAACAAUUGCAGGCUAUUAGUUCUCAAACUCCAGAAACUCCGCAUGAGCAAUGGUUUCAAGAUACUUUUGGUAAACACAUAGAAGAUAUUCUGCAAAAAUUUAAAAAUCCUGUAGAUCCCUCUCGUCCACAACAAAGUUGGACACUGUAUAAACAGUUACAUCAAAUGUUACAACAAAGAAUGCAGCAACAGACUAGAUCUCAUCUAUUGAUGGAACAAAUUAGUCCAGUUUUGUCUUCUCUUAAAUGUACUCGUAUACCAAUGCCAGGGACAAACAUUAAAUCUGUACAAGUGAUUACAAUAGAAUCUGUCCAUAAUAAUGUCUCAAUUUUGCCUACUAAAACAAAGCCUAAGAAACUUGCAUUUAUUGGUUCUGAUGGGAAUAAAUACACAUAUUUGUUUAAGGGAUUAGAAGAUUUACAUUUGGAUGAAAGGAUCAUGCAAUUUUUAUCAAUUGUGAAUAAUAUGUUUAUGAAGAACAAAAGACAGGGGAAAAUUGUUUACCAAGCUCGUCAUUAUUCUGUAACGCCAUUGGGACCACGUUCGGGAUUGAUUCAGUGGGUGGAUGGUGCCACACCGCUAUUCGGUUUAUAUAAACGUUGGCAACAGAGAGAAGUUACUGCCCAAGCUUUAAAGAAUCAGACUUCUUCCUCUGGGAACAAUAUUGUUACUCCAUCCAUAUUGCGACCAUCAGAAAUAUAUUAUAAUAAAUUGACUCCAUUGUUGAAAGAAAAGGGUAUCACAAAUUUGGAGGCAAGAAAAGAAUGGCCACUAACAAUUCUACUUCAGGUUCUUCAAGAAUUGAUGAAUGAAACACCAAAAGAUCUUUUAGCAAAAGAAUUAUGGUGUUGCUGCAGUACUGCUUUAGAGUGGUGGGAAAUUACACAAACUUACAACCAUUCAACGGCUGUCAUGUCAAUGAUCGGCUACAUAAUAGGCUUGGGCGAUCGUCAUCUCGAUAAUGUUUUAGUUGAUCUCUGUUCCGGAGAGGUGGUGCAUAUUGACUAUAAUGUUUGCUUUGAAAAAGGAAAGAAUCUUCGUGUUCCAGAAAAAGUUCCAUUCAGAAUGACUCCAAAUAUUGAAACUGCAUUGGGUGUUACUGGAAUUGAAGGUAUUUUUAGAGUAUCCUGUGAACAUGUUUUAAAAGUCUUGAGAAAAGGCAGAGAAACAUUAUUGACAUUAUUAGAAGCUUUUGUGUAUGAUCCACUUGUUGACUGGACUCCUGGCAAUGAGGGAGGUUAUACUGGUGCAGUUUAUGGAGGUAGACAAGGCAGAAUUAAUGAAUCAGGACAAACAAAGCAAGACAUGGAACAUGAAGUUGCAUAUUCUAUGUUAUCCAUUCGAGUAGCCGAAAUGAAGCAUGACUGGUUAAAAAAUAGGGAAGAAUUAGUGGCUUCACUACCUAAGUUGAAAUCUCAUUUGCAAGACUGGCACAAAGCUCAAAUUGAAUUACAAAGUACUGAAACUCAGCUUCCUGAGAUAUGUCAACAAAGAGCAUUGUUGGAAGAAGCUCAGACAAAUUCAGCCCACUCUUUGUAUUCCCUUCCAAAAAGAUUUGAAGAACAUGCUAUUGUAAAAGAAACUGUGGCUACUUCCAAAGAAGCAGUUAAAGAAAAAUUAGCUGAAUGCAAGAAAUGGCAAAAUCUUCAUUGUGAAUCGCUUAGAUCUGUCUGUGGCCCUGAAUUGGGAAAAUGGUGUUCUGAAGUAGCCAUUGACCUUAAUAUAAAUUCGUUAACCAUAGCACCUGUAGUAAAAUUUUUACAGUCGGCUGGCCAAGGGCAGUUGGUACAACAGUGUGAGCAUGCAGAGUCAGAUCUAGUAACAGUUCUUCAACAACAACAGAUGGCAUUAAGAAAUUGUGUUGAGCUAUUGACUACCUAUGCAACAAUUGUUCUACAGUAUCCUCCUUCAUUUAAAGAACAAAAUCGUAGUUUUCAAUGGCAGAGUUGGUUAGAAAGUCUUCUAGAAGAUUUCACAUUAGCAAAAUGUCAAGAUGUCAUAACAGAAUUUCAUAAUAAAUAUGGAAUCGAAAGUAUGAAUAUUGCAUCAAUUCAAGCUGCUAUUGGAUUGCAUUAUCAGCUUCAAACAUUAGUUACAGAUGUUAAUUCAAAACUUCUGAAUGUUAUAGAAAGACGACAUAUUGAAGGAAUAGAAGAUACUAAUACGCUUUCGGCUUAUUUAAGAGAGGUUAAGGCAAAUAUUCAGAGAUAUGUUGAAGAAAAUGGAAAAAAAGGUUUAAUAAGUCUAGAAUGUGUCAUAGUUACUGCAUUAUGUGCAUUAAAUCGUCGUCUGUUAAUAAUGGAUAAUGCUGCAGCAGCUGCCGGAGAUUGUUUAGUCGAUUUAACAUCUUGGGGUGGAGACUGGUAUUUGGACGAAAUGUAUAGUAUGAGUAAUAGUAUGAUACAACUCAUAACUAUUUUACAAGAUUCAAUAAAGGAUGCAGAUGAAGAUAUGAAAACUGCUAUUCAUGCUGUUACUUCGGCACAUUGUGUGUUCACCGGAUUAGAAGAUCUAAGUCUCAAUUUUCAAAAUAUCAUCUUACCUGAGGCUGUAAAAACUGUGCAGUCAGAAGAUCCCAGUGUUCUCAACAUGAUUGAGAAGUUAAAUAAAAUCAUUAACGAAGCAGGAACAUCUCUCGAUGUUCUCGUUUCUGAACUGGAAGCUGAUAUGAGAAACAUUAUAAUGGAAAUUCAGGUAGGAUGUGUUAUUUAUUAUCAAAUAAUGAAAAUAAUUUAUAUUUACUUCUUAGAAUACUUAUUCCAAAAACCAGAAAUAUCUGACUUAACUCCUGGUCAGAUGUUGUUAAUGGGUUUUAAUGGCCUUUUCACUAAAUUGGAAUCUGACAUGACCGAUCUAUUGACAUCUUUAAAUCACUUGAAUCCACCAAUAUUGUGGCGUAAAGUUGAUUUAGUUCGUGAAGCAGCUUCUUUUGUUCCCCCUAUACAUUUGGCUUCAACACGUUCUAUACUUUAUGAUAUUUUCUUUCUGAAAAGACUUCAGGCGAUGCAACAAUUCUUUUCUCUGUGCCAGGAAUUUUCUCGCAGUCUUCAAAUUCCAUCCCAAAGUCGGAAUUCUGAGAGAGAGACAUCGCAUCUUCUGACUGAUGAACAGCUGUUUAAACCUGUUAAAUUAUUCAUUGCCGAAUAUGUCAGGAAGCAAGUGCUUGGACUUCCUUCUCAGACCGUGGCUUAUGCUCUGUGUGUAUUCAUAUCCACUCUUGGCAUAGACGUCACCGCAGAAAUAGAACUGAGAGAUAUCGGCGCAGAGGGUAAAGUUUCUCUGGAAGAAUUGAGCAAAAAGGCAGUUGACUUGUGUAUAAAACAGGAGAAAUUUCAAGCCGGACAAUUAACUCAAGCCAGUACUCUGAUUAAUAACUUUGAUAGCAGUUGGAGAAAAGAGGAUCUUUCCAGACGGUUGGAUCAAAAUGUUCUCUUCUUAAAAGCAAGUUUGCAAAGAGCUCAGCUUCAACUUGCUCGUCAUCAGUGGCUACAUGAAGAUCUGUUAGUUCAGGGCAAUAUAGGACCUUUACAAAAUCUGGCAGUUCCCACCCGGGCAUCAGUGAUGUCGGAAAUGCGCAAGACCGUGCAAGCAUUAGUUUCUCUGGAAGCGGCAAUUACGGUUGGUCAAGAACGUUAUCUCAGUCUCACGGCUAGCGUUGAACAGAGAUUGAAGUGGGCCGCAGGUGCCAAUCCUUCACUUAUAACAAUCCAGGAAGACUUUGAAGGUGCCAUUUCGGAGAAGACAACUUCAGCAAGUGCUUUCGUUCAGUUAUCUCGAGAAUUAGGAAAUGUGUGUAAUGCCAUUCUUCAUUUUGAAGCACUGAGAACACGGACAAACGAGGCCCUUUCUUCAGAUUCCACAUUUCUAUCUUUAAUCAAUAGAUGUCAAGAGAGUUGCAUGCUAGAAGCUAAUUGUAGUAGCCAAGUAACUCCGAUCGAAGAGCAAUUGUUAGAAUUAAAACCUUUGCCUGAGAAGGGAGGAGUCACCCAAGAAUGGAUCUUGUCAUUAAAAGAAAAAGUUGCACAAAUUCUUACAAGUUGCAAAGAAAAAUUAGAAGAAAAAAAGAUGGAAAGUUUUGUAUUGUGGGAUGUGGUGAAAACCGAUGUUGUCAGUAUUCGUACGUUACUUUCGACUCAUCAUCGCUACAUGUCUGAAAUCAGAAAUAUCCUACGGACUUUGGCAAAGUAUGAGGAGCAAGAUAUUCAUAUUGAGGAUAAACAGAAAGGUAGACUUCAUCAUUACAUAACAACAUACAGAACAUUUUCUGAACAAAUUUCUGGAAUUGUAAGAGAACUGCUGUCAGAAGGACAAGAUCUGGAGAGUAGCAAUGUGCAAAAAAUCAUUUCUAAAUUAGAAUCCUUGACAUCUAUGACGCAGGAAGUUUAUGAUGAAUUGUUAAAUUUGGCUGGACCAAUGGGAAUUUCCAAGUCUAAUCAAGAAAACUUCAAAAAAAUUCAUCCCCUUCAUCAGAGUGUAGAUAAAGAUUUGAAAGGUGUCGAAUUAAAGAAAAAUAAUCUCUCGAUCACUCAGGGUCAAGAAUUAUUUUCAGUCACAUCUCCAAUCAGUCAAGGCGCCUUGACGAAAUCGGUAACUACCGGAAACAACAAGAAAAAUUCUAUAAUGAGAGAUCCUAGAACUGGAAAAAUAAUACAAGAGCGUAACAUGUAUGCCACCAACGUUUGGCGCAGAGUAAAGAUGAAAUUGGAUGGCAGAGAUCCGGAUCCUAAUAAACGAUCGACAAUUGCCGAACAGGUUGACUUUGUCAUCAAAGAAGCAACUAAUUUGGAGAAUUUGGCUGUAUUAUACGAGGGAUGGACACCCUGGGUGUGAAACAAUAUCUAGACACCCCUUGUAUGGGGAGAGAGCUUAAUAUCCAAUUCACCCCGAUUAGUGAGUGGGUGGCUGCUUGGCAUAACAGCUAAACGGAGGAUAAUCAUCAUCCUUUCCUGCUGCCGGGGAUGCUUGUUACCAUCCUGUAUGUCUUGCCACUGCUCGCCCUUCAUAUAAAGAAGAAGAGUUCAUCAGCAUGCAGUAAUAAGCUGCAAUAUUCGAAUCGGCAAGCACUAUAAGUGCAAAAAAAAGAUCCCCUAAACCUGGUUCACGGGGUAGAAGCAAGGCAGAUACAGGGGUUUAAAAUGUGGACAUAUCCAAACAUGAAGUGCUUUGGAUUUAGUAUAAUCAUGUUGCAGCUCUUAAAGGGAAAAAAAACAAAAAUAAUAAAUUAAACCAACACUAAAUUUAAAAGUGCGGCCGGGAGUCGCGUCCGUAAAAAGUAUUGUAAAGGGUAAAAUUUUAGAUAUUCGUAACGUGAGAGUUUGGCAAGAGGUAAAUUUAUCGACCGAUCCCGUGCCGCCAUUGCAGAGUCGAGAGUAUUUUGCUGGCGGAAAGCAAAUCUCGAAUUAAGAGCCUGCAACAUAACACAGUGUGUCAAUACAAGAAUGGCCUGUAAUUCAAUAGGCUCAAAUUAUCGAUCGGAUCCCACGUCACCUUACGCUUACCCAAAAAAAGAAAAAAAAAACAAAAAAUUAAGGAAAAAACAAAAACAGAAGAAAA
Molecule: messenger RNA, 12000 nt
Organism: Centruroides sculpturatus (bark scorpion)
Lineage: Eukaryota; Metazoa; Arthropoda; Arachnida; Scorpiones; Buthidae
Gene: nonC
Product: serine/threonine-protein kinase SMG1-like
Exons: 74
Biological process (GO): phosphorylation; nuclear-transcribed mRNA catabolic process, nonsense-mediated decay
Cellular component (GO): nucleus
Molecular function (GO): protein serine/threonine kinase activity; protein binding
Source: RefSeq, a predicted model, not a curated record